AUGCCUGGUGGAAAGGGCAAGUCUUCUGGCGGAAAGAGCUCCGGCGGCAAGACGAGCGCUGCUGAGGGCACCAAGAAGCAGCAGAGCCACUCUGCUCGUGCUGGUCUUCAGUUCCCCUGUGGCCGUGUCAAGCGUUUCCUCAAGCAGAACACCCAGCAGAAGAUGCGUGUGGGAGCCAAGGCUGCCGUGUACGUUACAGCUGUUCUGGAGUACCUGACUGCCGAAGUCCUCGAGUUGGCAGGCAACGCUGCAAAGGAUCUCAAGGUGAAGCGUAUCACGCCCCGCCACCUCCAGCUUGCCAUUCGUGGUGACGAAGAACUCGACACUCUGAUUCGUGCGACAAUCGCCUAUGGUGGUGUCCUGCCACACAUCAACCGCGCCCUGCUGCUCAAGGUCGAGCAGAAGAAGAAGGCCAAGGCACUUGAAGGCUAA
Fusarium subglutinans is the source of this 432-nucleotide messenger RNA. RefSeq names its product histone H2A. Bases 1 to 432 code for a protein of 143 amino acids. Gene Ontology annotation, cellular component: nucleosome. The record is from RefSeq and is a predicted model, not a curated record. NCBI's taxonomy places the organism in Eukaryota, Fungi, Ascomycota, Sordariomycetes, Hypocreales, Nectriaceae. The transcript has 3 exons. Gene Ontology annotation, molecular function: DNA binding; protein heterodimerization activity; structural constituent of chromatin.